This is a messenger RNA of Staurois parvus, 1551 nucleotides long. NCBI's taxonomy places the organism in Eukaryota, Metazoa, Chordata, Amphibia, Anura, Ranidae. The record is from the annotation of a GenBank genome assembly.
GCUUCCAGCCUGUGUGUUUGUGAUCUGUUGGUGGCCCAGUGUGAUGCUAAUUGCUGUUGUGAUCCUGACUGCACUGUUGCUGACUUCAGUGUCUUCUCUGAAUGCUCGGUUUCUGUGGUCACUGGUGAUAGACAGUUGUGCAUGCAGGAAUCUGUUCUCUACUCAAUCAAUACCUCUACAAAUAUCCCUCAGAUGGUAACAGAAACAGUGCAGUUGGUUAACACCAAUGUGUUCUGUGUUCAAACAACAAACUACCAGCCAGCUUUGUCCUAUAUAACUCCAGAUGAACCAACCGUGGCAAACUUUGACCGUUUACUUGGAGAGUUUGGUGGAAAUCAGUUUAAUGCUAAAACUAAUACUGUACAAAAUGCUGUUGGCUCUGCUCAAGCCCGUAACCUAUCUCGAUAUGAGUAUGGUGUACCUAUUCUGACUCAAGACUCUUAUCUAAAGCUUCCAGCUCCUCUGGGCACAAAAACGUGUGUUGACAGUAACCCUGUAGGCUUUUUGGUGAGACAGAACUUUACAUGCACUCAGGAUGUACAACUAGAGAAUUGUUCAAUCCCUGCGCUAACCCUGCGAACUUAUACAGGCAUCCAGAUUGUACCUGUACCAAAUUCACAAAGUGGGAUUAAUGUGACUGUGCAGGCGGUUACAAUGCAGUCUAUUGAUGGCACCCUCGUUAGAGGAAAUUUUAGUGACCAAAUACCAUCCUAUAACAGUAGUACACAGAUCUGUACCAAUGUGGUUUUAGGGGGAAGUUACUCCAUAAUUUACACUGCUCAAGGGGCGAUAACAAAUGUCCUGGCAUCUUUUACCCUUGGAACAAUCAGCAGGAGCCCUUUUCAACAAUCCUUCCAGAUCAGAUUCACAGAGGAAGGCACAACACCAGCCGUUCUCAGUGGAAACCCAGGUUAUGUAUUUGGGAUGCCUCUAAUUGCUGGCUUUAAGUUGCCACAAUCUGGCAUUGUUAAAAGUACCAACAGAUUUGGGCAACUAAUGCUGCUCAAAAGCUCCAUAGACCAGAGCUGUCUAUCCGAAGAAGGGAAGCGAGUUGCCGUAUUAUUUGGGUAUAACAUGAUGUCUGGCUGCAAACUACGUUUAAAUAGUUUAAAUUAUACUGUAGCUGCAUUUUGCCAGCUUGUCGGAGAUACCACUUUGAAUGCACUUAAAGGGCAGCAGUUUCCAGAGUAUGUGGCCCAGUUUGGGAAUACCCAGCCGGAGAAUGUUUUAGAUUGGGUGGCAAUCAAUAUGGUCAGCCGUGGAGAACAAGCCAGUGCCCAGGCAGGUAUGUGUAAAAUCCCAGUUUCCUUGGAGUUGGAAGUCAGGUGGACGAAAUAUGGUUCUUUAGUAAAUCCUCAAGCACAGAUUGUGAAUGUGACAGAAAAAAUCUCUUAUGCAUUUAUUCCCAAUAACUUGGGAGGUGACAGGACUGUGCAGAUCUCUACUGCUGUGACUUUCCUUGACGUGUCUCAGGCUGCAAGCCCUGGUUACAAAGCUCAGCCGACCAUUGACGCCAAGUUGCCCUUUGAUUUCUUCUUCCCAUUUGUAUAA